Molecule: messenger RNA, 1562 nt
Organism: Cuscuta europaea
Lineage: Eukaryota; Viridiplantae; Streptophyta; Magnoliopsida; Solanales; Convolvulaceae
Source: the annotation of a GenBank genome assembly
GGUGAAAAUGAGGACAAUCAAGAAGGACUGCUAAAUGAGAGCUUAUCCGUCCCUCAAUCAGGAAAUACCAUUUCCAUAACGCCUGGCCCGAGCUUCUGGUCAUGGAUACCUCCUCCAGACAUAUCUCUUAAUGAUGAAAAUAAACUACAAGCAGAUGCCAAAAUAUCCGCAUUUCCAAAUGUUACCAGUCCUGUGAUAGAGAAAGAGCGGUCAGCUGAAUUUCUGCCAAUACCAUUUGAAAGUGUCAUUUUGGGAAGUAGCAAAGCCGGUCCUUCUCUCCCUCCUCUUCAGUCACUCGUGGAGGUUGAUUUGGACACUUCAAUGUCUACUGUAGAGACACCUCAUGAACUUGGUGCCCAGUUUUCAACACAUGCUGCUGAAGCUGUUCUUGCGCUGGAGCAGGUCAUAAGCGAUGGUUCUUCCUAUGGAGUUAAUCCUGAUGGGUCAAAGUGGUGGAAGGAGACUGGAAAUGAACUAAGACCUGAUGGGGUUCUGUGUAAGUGGACAGUGAUGAGAGGAGUUAGUUCAGAUAAAGCUGUUGAAUGGGAAAAUAAGUAUUGGGAAGCUGCUGAUGAGCUCGGUUACAAGGAAUUAGGUUCUGAGAAAUCUGGACGUGACGCGGUGGGAAGUGUGUGGCGUGAAUAUUGGAAGGAGUCCAUGUCAGAGAGUAAUGGCCUUGUCCACAUGGAGAAAACUGCAGAUAAGUGGGGAAGGAAUGGGAGAGGUGAAGAGUGGCAAGAACAAUGGUUGGAGAAAUAUGAUGCUACUGGCCAAGCAGAGAAAUGGGCACAUAAGUGGUGCACCAUUGAUCCUAACACACCUCUUGAUGCUGGCCAUGCUCAUUUGUGGCAUGAGAGGUGGGGUGAGAAGUUUGAUGGGCAAGGGGGAGCAAUGAAAUACACGGACAAGUGGGCUGAGAGGUGUGAAGGGGAUGGGUGGUCAAAAUGGGGAGACAAGUGGGACGAACACUUCGAUAACAAUGGUCACGGGGUGAAACAAGGGGAGACGUGGUGGGAAGGCAAGCGUGGCGAUAGAUGGAACCGCACAUGGGGGGAGGGGCACAACGGUUCGGGAUGGGUGCACAAGUAUGGGAAGAGCAGCAGUGGGGAGCAUUGGGACACUCAUGCACCACAAGAAACAUGGUACGAGAGAUUCCCGCAUUUUGGCUUCUAUCAUUGCUUUGAGAACUCUGUCCAACUCCGACAAGUUAAAAGACCUUCUGAAUCGCCCUAAGUAGGGUUCUUUGUGAUUGAUUGUUGUUGUUGUUGUAGCUUCUAUUAUACACAUAUUGUGAGAUUAAAAAAUAAGAUGUGUGAUGAUUUUCAUUGCUUAAUGUUAGGCUUUGUUUGGUAAAAUAAAAUAAAUACUUAACACCACAGCUUGUUUCCCGUAGUAUGGAAAUACUUUUUCCCCAGGUGGCAAAUAAAUGCAACUCUCUACUCCAGCCAAAGUUAAGCCUUAUAUUCAAAACAACAACAAAGGCCCUGUUUGCGCCUUUGCAUUUUUUAUAUUGUAAUAUAUUUAAAAGUUACAUGAUACACUUUAUAUAAUAAUAAUUUCAA